Messenger RNA from Doryrhamphus excisus (bluestripe pipefish), 2854 nucleotides. RefSeq names its product tripartite motif containing 59 (gene trim59). Gene Ontology annotation, molecular function: zinc ion binding. Lineage: Eukaryota; Metazoa; Chordata; Actinopteri; Syngnathiformes; Syngnathidae. The record is from RefSeq and is a predicted model, not a curated record.
AUAAAUAGUAAACCCCAUGUUUGUGUGUUGUCGUCUUUUGUCAAUUGGCAAGCGGCUAUAAAAUGUCCAUUACCGCUACCUUCUGAAUUGGAGUGGGGAUCAGAAACUGACCUACUUUAUAAUCUACCUUUUACAGAACAUGUCUCAGUCUAAUCGUGAAAGACUAAAUCUUAUCGUCUCCCGAUUACCGUACCGUACCUUCCAACACAUUUCUCCUUUGUUGAUACCGCCUACACUUAGUUCAAACAUGACUAAUAGUUAAUAGGUCAUGUUUGUUUUUAAAGUAUUCGUUUAUUAUUCGGGGAAGUUGAAGCAACGGCUGAGCAACUGUUCAAAUUAGGCCUGGGCGAGAGCGGAUUGGUUGGAUAAACUAUACGCAUGCGCAAUAUAGGACAUUCCCUGCUAUCGAAAGUAUUAAACUGCUAUUAAACAAACAAAACAAUGUAUCACUAAUCCAUCACAGACACAUGUUUUGUGGUGUUUUAGGUCGAUAAGAGAUGGAACACUACAAUGAAAAUAAUUAUUGGAAUUUCUUUACAGUCAUGAACGCGUCAUGAAACUACCCCGGAAAUGAAGGCGCUGUUGUUUGGACACGGAAAGAAAACUCCGGAAGACGUCUUGGUGGCUUCUCAUCUCCAGCAUGGACACGCUUGAGGAGGACUUGACGUGUUCCGUGUGUUACUCCCUGUUUUCCGACCCGCGUGUCCUCCCGUGCUCGCACACCUUCUGCAAGGGCUGCCUGGACAAUGUGCUCCAGGCGUCGGUCAACUACUCCGUCUGGCGUACGCUCCACCAUCCGCUGAAAUGCCCCAUCUGUCGCAGUGUGGUGGAGCUGACGAACGUGGACACGCUUCCCACCAACGUGCCUCUGCAGGCCAUCAUCGAGAAGUACCAGAGGGAGAGCGAGCCCAGACGCCCCUUGUGUCCGGAGCACUUCAGGCAGCCCCUCAACAUGUACUGCACGCAGGACCGCCAGCUCAUCUGUGGCUUGUGUCUGACUGUGGGUCGGCACCAGGGCCACGUCAUUGAUGACCUGCAGGCGGCGUUCAACAGAGAGAAGCAGACCCCCUCCCUCCUGCUGGCCCGACUCUCUGAGAAGAGAUGGACAACGAUGUGUGAGCUUGGUGAGCAGCUGGAGCAGGAGAAAGCUCGUUGCGAGAGUCUGGUGAAGAAGGACCAACAGGAAGUCGUUCAGUUCUUUCACAAGCUGGACGCGGUGCUGGCCAGGAAGAGACAAGCCUACCAAGAAGUUCUGGAUAAAGCCUCGGCCGAGGUGUCCCGGGCCUACGACCCUCUGCUCCUUAGGGUCAAGGAGCUCCAGGAGGAACAUCUGGACCUGGUGUCCUUGGCCUCGUCUGUCGAGGAGGAGGAUUCGCCACUGGUCUUCUUGGAGAAGGUGCAUUUCUUCAGAGAGCGAGUGGACAAGUUCACCAACGCCAGUCUGCCCUCCGCCCUAAACCUCUCGGUCACGCCUCGUGCGGCCGAGUACCUGCAGCAGCACUGGCCCGCCGUCACUCUGGGUGGUCUGGAUGAGGCGCCCGUCCCCAAGGUGUGCUGCUGCGCACGAUGUGGCAGCGUGGCUGCCGAGGCUCCCAAGGCCCCGUCUGUAGGCUCGGUGCAAGAUUCGCGGUUUAAAGCGGUAUUGGUGAUGUUGCUUCUUGUCCUGGUGGCAUCGCUCGGUGUCGCUCAGUUCCAUCAGGGCUUGUGCAGUGAGUUCCUCCCAUCCUUCUGGGCCUGGGUGGAAUCACCUUACAUGGGGAUGCAGGCCUUUGUGCAAACAUGGUGCUGUCACGUCUCCUCUGUGGGAGAACUGUUCCUUAAGCAGAUGACCACCUUCCUCUCAAAUCUCACAUCACCCAUGGACCUCAGUGUUUUAUUUACAAGUUGACCUAUACGCCCUCCCGCCUGCAUGUUAGGGAUGUCCCGAUUCAGUAUUCAGCAUUGGGUACUGAGCCGCUGUCGGAUAAUAUCGGCUUCUGCAACAAUCCGGUUGCCUAUCACGUUUGUAAAUCUGGGCUACGCACCAACAUGCUAGGUGCUAAUGCGUCUCCCUCGCCACCCGCAGUUAGUUUCACUUUGGGUGUUGGAUAGCUACAGCGGUAGUUCCCCCUCACUGUGCUCAGACUGCUGUGUCGUGGUGCGGUGAGCUUGCACAUUUCGACUUUGGACCGUCAAUAAAUUACAUUGACGAGUGUCACAGAUGCCCAAAAUAUUACGGGAUUGCACCAUGAACUAAAGGACAGAAGCCGGAGCUCCAGGAGGUAUGUUAAUUCUUAGCCUGCUCCUCUCUUUACUGACCCCUGUCAUGUGACCCCAAUAUGCACAACGCUUCCGGCCUUUAAUAUAACAAGCAAAAAAUAGUAUUAUGGGUUUGUUAAAAACAAUGUCAUUCUAUAUCAUACCGCAAAUUGGUCUAGAAACACUUUAAGUACUCUGAAAGUAUUUGUAUCUUUUAUUAGAUGGUCUUUUACAGGAAAAGGGACCUAUGGAUCAUACUGUGUAAUGAAGUAAAUUCAGAAAUACUCUGGUUGCAUUAUUUUUAAUUCUUUGAAGAGCUAUUUUCAUAACCAUAUUCAAAUUCAUGUUGGUAACAAAAGCUUAUUAAAAUAUAUAAAAAUUGGUACCUGAUCAACAAGAUUUUAAAAUAACAUUGGAAGCCAAAAAAUAUGGAUCUGGACAUCUCUACUGCAUUUCCAGCACGUAUUAUCAUACAGUAUGUACACUCUUUAGCACAAUGUCAAUAUGUAUGCUUUUUUUUUUUUAAAUGGUCCGUGUUUAUUUUUCAAAUGUAAUUAAAUGUUGCAAAUACAAACCAAUAAAGUUUUUACAUUCACGUAACCUAUGACUUUUGGAG